CCAAUUGCUCCAAUAUAAACACAGAAAACUCAGAAGAUAUUGAUUUCUCAAAUUCCCCACAAAAUCCAACACACAGAGAAUUGCGGGGAGGAGAGAGAGAGAGAGAUGGCGGUGGCCAAUGGAUGGGGCGUGGGACAAGCAAUCCCACUGCCCCAAUUCGGACCCAAUUGCUGCUCCGGCUUCUUGCCCAACACCAAGUCCAAAUUCAACACUUCGAAUAAAAAUCUGAGCGUUGUUCUCAAUUGGGGCUGCUCUGUUCAGGCCAAGCUUUCAUCUUCUUCGUCUUCGAGUAGUAGCAGGAGUCGGAAGAGCUCGAAUUUGUGCUGCAGGUGCAGUGAGAGCGACAGUUACGGUGAGGACUGUGCCGGGUCGUCGUUGGAAUGGGAUUGGAAUCGGUGGAGCCGCCAUUUCUCCGAGGUCGAACAGGCCGAGAGCUUCGCCUCUGUUCUCAAGUUUCAACUUGAAGAUGCAAUUGAGAAGGAAGAUUUCGAGGAAGCUGCAAAACUGAAAAUGUCUAUUUCAGAAGCUACAUCAAAGGACACUGUUGCUGAGAUCAUGUCUCAAUUGAAGGUUAUCUGUCUGUAUCUACAGGUAGGUUGGUGGGUUGGCUACCCAAAAGAUUCAGAUGAUCCUUUUGGAAGACUAAUACGAAUAACUCCUGGCGUGGGCAGAUUCGUUGGGAGGAGUUACAGUCCAAGACAGUUGGUUGCUUCAUCACCAGGAAGUCCCCUAUUUGAAAUUUUUGUGGUAAAAAAUGCUGAUGGGACAUACGUUAUGCAGGUAGUGUACUUACACCAACCCAAAGGCAGUUCAACAAACUCCAGUGUCACACCGUCCAAACCUGAAAAAGGCUCAUCCACUUCCGAACUUGAGAAUGCAACCCUAGUAGAUGUUCAGAAAAAUGAAGGUAAGGCCGAGAGCAGCGAGGAAAAGGGCCUUAAUAUUGAGGGAGCAACGGAGGAGGGAAUAAAAAGUGUGUUAAAUUUUCUUAAGAAAAAAAUUCCUGGACUGAAAGUUAAAGUCAUGGAUGUUGAUAUUGCUAAGGAAGUGAUAGAGGAUGACAAUUCUGCGAACCAAUUGAUGCAAGAAAAUAGUGUCUCGUCAGAUUCUGAUGAGAAUUCUGAAGAUGAAGUGGAUAAUUUGGAUGAAAAACAGCCUGAUGAGGUCACUCUAGGAGAAGGUAGCGAUACUAUAGAAGAUGAAAAGGAUUUGGAUAUGAAACUUUUUAUUGGUGGGGUUGUACAUAAUAAUGAGGAUGCUUCUAGCAAGGAUGAGUAUGUGCGUCGGCCUGCUGAAAUCAAAGAUGUGGAGAAAGAUUCUUUUGUGCUGCAUAUUCCAGGGAGAAGCCUAGAUCAUGACACUAGAGAAAGUAAAGCAUCUAAGUUCAAAGUGGCAGCUCUAGCACCUAAAAGUGCCGCUGAGCUCAUGCCUUCUGAGGUUGCCAAGGCAUUUUUUAAUUCUGACAAGCUCUCUUCAAAGAUGACAAGGAAUAUGCGUGAAAUAGUCAAGUUUGCCGUUAGUCAAGCUCAGAAGCGGAAUAGAUUAUCUGAGUAUACAAAUUUUAGUCGGCUCAACACCUCAAGAGGAGAUCUGGAUCCAUUUGAAGGCCUGUAUGUUGGUGCAUUUGGCCCUUAUGGCAAUGAGGUAGUGCAACUCAGGCGUAAGUACGGACACUGGAAUAGUUCAGAAGGCAAAGACUCUUCAGAUGUGGAGUUCUUCGAAUAUGUUGAAGCAGUUAAGCUAACUGGGGACCUGAAUGUUCCUGCUGGCCAGGUGACAUUUCGUGCUAAAAUUGGGAGAGGGAACCGCCAGUCUAACCGUGGAUUGUAUCCAGAUGAGUUAGGAGUGGUAGCAAGUUACAAAGGACAAGGAAGAAUAGCAGAAUUUGGGUUCCGGAAUCCACAGUGGGUUGAAGGAGAACUUCUCCAACUCAGUAACAAGGGCAUUGGACCAUACAUCAAAAGUGCAGAUCUUGGUUUUCUUUACAUCGUCCCCGAGCAAAGUUUCCUUGUACUGUUCAACCGCCUGAAACUACCAGAAUGAACCGAUGAUUCCUAAUCUUUUCGAGUUCUUACAACUUCGAUAUGGCAGACAGAUGUCAGAGAAGAGUUCUUCAAGUGUACCGUAUCUGAGCAAAGAAGUUAGCGCCGCCUACUUCAAGUACGCACUCUGGAGUUAUUAGUUUCUAGUUUCCUCCCAUAUUCAACUUCCAUCUGCUACCCCCAUGUAACUCCAUGAGCUUUAUAUCAUUUUUGCUGACCAAAUAUAUAUAUACACGACCGGUACUGUAACUACGAUGAUGCUCCAGGUCGUGAACAUUUCCGGAUACUGCCCGGUUUCUCUGUGUCGACUGUUAAUAUUUUAUCGUACAAACAUGGUUUCUUAUCAUGACUGGUUGGUGGAUUAGACGAUGGUAACUCAUCAAA
Malus domestica (apple) is the source of this 2426-nucleotide messenger RNA. The record is from RefSeq and is a predicted model, not a curated record. Lineage: Eukaryota; Viridiplantae; Streptophyta; Magnoliopsida; Rosales; Rosaceae.